Chara braunii is the source of this 4501-nucleotide messenger RNA. NCBI's taxonomy places the organism in Eukaryota, Viridiplantae, Streptophyta, Charophyceae, Charales, Characeae. The record is from the annotation of a GenBank genome assembly.
GGGUGGGCUCAGUAAAGGAGGAGGGUUGCUCCAGUGAGACAGGAGAGUGGAAGGGGUGAUGGGUUACCACAGUGAUCGGCAGCAGCACACAGCUGCAAUGACGACUGCGAAGGCAGGUGCUCAAGAUGAAGUUUUGAUGAGCAUCCAUGAUGUCCGCUUCAGAUCCCGACUUCUUCAGCUCUUGAUCCAGACCCAUCUCCCCAGAGAUGGCAAGCUGCCGGUGACGCCACAGCACCUGCCUUCGGCGGUCGAGAUGCUGACCAGACAUCACUUGUUGGCAGAGCCGGGGACAAACGGUGGCCUUGGAUCUGUGCGCACGGGAGGUCCUGCGGUUUUCACUGGGAAUGGCAAGCUGGACGGGUGUGCGGGCAAUGGUACUGCGUCGCGGAAGCUCGCUGUUGAUACAUGGACUGACCGCCUUGCGUCUUUAAUUGCUAGCCCUGUUGUCGAGAACAGAGCAAUUGGAGCUUGCCUGCUAGGCCUCACCUGCAAAGAGUGUUUGCUGUCACGGUUCCGUGAGUGCUACAGUGGUUGGUUCUCAACGCUUCUGACAAUGUUGAAGUCUAUUGAACCUUCUUUUGUCAGAGCUGCAGCCUGUGCUGCCCUCAGCGAUCUGCUUGUCAGGUUGGGUUCCCUCAUUGACUGCCCGGGAGUAAGGAGGGACGGUUCAGCGCUGGUGUCAAAACUGACCGUUCCACUCUUGCAACUGCUGAGGGAUGUGCAGUUGCGUGGAAUUUGGUCCGAGGGGGUUGAUCUGAUAUGCCCUGUCCUGAGGACUUUCCCGCUUUGUCUUCGCAGCAGCUUUGAAAAAGUGGAAGCGGUGCUUGUGAUGAUGUUGAUGAACACUGGCUGCAAGAACUCGCUGAGGCAGAGGUGUGCAGAAGGGCUUGCCUUGCUGCCUCUUGCAGUCGGAGACUCUAACACGUGGAGCCUUCUGAUUCGAAGAGUUCUUGUGGCCAUCAACAGUGAACUUGAUGUGGCGUUUGCCGGGUUGGAGGAUCCGGGAUCAACGGAGGUGGCUAUGGCGGAACUGCUUCCAUGUCAGCAAGAGAUAUUGCCGCUUGGCGGCCCAUCGGUUGCAGCUGAGGCAGCAGCAUUUGGUGACGGAGAGACUCCUUUUUGGCGGAGUUUUGUGCCACGCGUCUCCGCCCUGUUUCACACCUUGGAGUUCAUGCUUACCAAUCCCUACCCCUCACCCGUUCCUAUGCCUCUGAGGCCAUUGCUUGGGCUGAUAAUGAGGGUUCUUGCAGUCGAUGGCUCACGUCCUGUGGGCACGUCAUCACUUGGCGGCCAGGCCAGCCUCAGUCAGCAAGCAUCGCUUUGCUCAGAGUUGCCUGUCCUCCAUGCAGGGGCUUUGAAUCUUCUGUCUGCUACUCUCAAAGGUGCUCGAAGACAAUUGUUGCCGGUUGCAGGUGAGAUUGCGAGACUGAUGUCCGACUGUCUCCGCAGAUCAGCGACUCUGCCGGAUGACAAGAGAAGCACUGUGUUCACGUUCAAAAUCCACUUGUACAAUGUCAUAACGGAGUUUCUGUAUGCAACGGGUGCAGGGGGGAUGGUUUUGUCGCUUGCUCCUGUUUUAGUUGGCAUUGCUGUCUCAGACUUGCGAGGACCGGGGAGAGGAGGAGGAGGAGCUGGUGGUGGAAUGAUGAAGUCCUAUUCGCACGACCAGUAUAAGGGCAACCAACUCCUCCGGCAAGGGCCUGCUGGUGUUUCUUUUCCUUCAAGACAAGCUCCUUUGGUCGGCAACACAUCAGCUUCGGGGGUUGCCUCGAGCCAGCACAGUUCGAUGGGUGUGUCCAUGCCGCAGCCAAAUCUUCAAUCUGGCGGAGGGAUCGGACUUAACGGUCACCACAGUCAGGCAUCGGCAUCCACUAUGCGGAAGAGGAAAGAACCGAGUGGAACCGUGCUAUCAGAUGAACAACUGUCAGCUCUUGUAGGGGCCAGUAUUCUUUUUUCUGAGGAAGGGGGAGUGUCUACAGAUUCGCUUAUGUUUGCGAUGUACAUCGCGGUGUUGGAAGUUCUCGAAGCACUUUUGACAGUGGGGGGAUCGAUGCUCCCAGAGAGGUGGCGGGCGGAGGUGGAUGCUGUGAUCAUCAAUGUGGCUAUGGCGGUUUGUCACAAUGCAGACGUCAGUGUAGAUGGUGCCGGAGGAGUGGGAGGUACUGCUGAAGGAGCGUUGGGAGGGGUCAAAACGGUCACACACAGCCUCCAGAUUGCAGCAUGCAAGGCACUCUUGGCGUCGGUGCUUGCACCUCACUGUCACAGACCACCGUUCCUUCCUCAGGCAUUAUCUAUUUUCAGACGAUGUCGCCACGAGGCAGGGACGGAGCUGAGCCAGUUCUGCACCCAUGCGCUGCUUGCUUGCGAACCACUCCAUCCGCGAGCUCUGCCAUAUCCCGUCACAACCUCGCCCAUUUCGAGUGCACCUGUAGGGCAUGGAAAAGGGUUCAUGGCCCUGAACAACAAUCUGGCAGCGAAUAAAAUGAAUACUGCUAACUUCAACAGAGCAGUUUCAGGCAACGCGGCCGCGUCAGAUCGAUGGACCGACAGCCAACAUCAUUCGGGCAGUGGCGACCCAUGGGAAGAUUUAGAUUCAUGGUUGGGGUGUGCGGACUAUGCCAGCGACAUGGAACGGGCUGAAUUUGGGUCCGGGUUUGAUCUCAUGGAUAUAAAUGGUGCCAUGAUGCAGAAUAGUGACGCUCUGCUCGGUAAGGCGGGUGGAGGGGACCUCAAAACAGCUGCAGCGUUUGGAUAUGGCGGUGCAAACCAGCGAGGUGGCAGUGAGGUGGGAAUGAGAGGCACUGACCAGGUCAGCAGAGGUCUCGCUGCUAUGGCUUGUAGCCCUCCCCCCAUCUAUGCCGUUCGCCUUGCAGCAGCUGGUGACAGCAAGGACAUUGUAAUGCCUGAUGUAGGCACUACAUCACAAAGGGGCCGCAAGUCGGGAGAACUGCUUAUGAAAACUUCCACCUCCUACAGCACUGUACCGAUGGCAAUAGCGAACGGGACAUCGCCGGGCAACGAUGAACUGAUGAACAGAGUGACGGGAGGGAGGAUGGUAGAUCAGGCAGGGGCUGAACCCAAUCUGCCCACAGAGAAGUUGGGAACCAGGUUACAGACAGCAGGUACAACAGGCACAGCAGCAACCACGGGUGGCAGUGAUGCUGGCAUGAGGGAUUUGUAUCAGAUAAUGGAUGUUGAACCGUCAGCGGGGGGUGGCGGUGGAGAAGGGGGGGGGGGAGUCGAGAGGUUGUUCUACAGCCAGAGGAGGACCUGGUUCUGUAGCCCUGCCGGUUUGCCCAUGCGUCUGGGUGUGGAUCCAAACUCGGGAACUUGCGAACUGAACUGGAGUAGAGGAUCAUCAGGAACUGACAAGACCCCGCCUUUGGUCUCAUCGUCUCCCUCCAACAUCAAAUUACAAGGGGAUGAAAUCGGUCGAGUGGUUUCGGUCGGAGAUGGACUUAUGACUUCUGUGUCUGCAUCGCCCCACACUGCUGCUGUGGCUUCAGACGAUGCCUCCAUCCCUGUUGUAGAGCGCACUAGCCCCGGCUCUGCUGAAAUACCUUCUACUGCAGCAACUGACGUACCUGGUACCGGCACAUUAUCAUCAAAGCAGAGUCCGCAGACUAAAGACUGGCAGCCACAACUGCGUUCGUCUUAUCAGAAGGCUGUGGCUACUGGAGGAAUCCAACAUGUUCUAGAUGAUCAUUCUGAUGGACAGCUACCGGACAUUGUUGACGGUGAUCCUGAUGAAAAUAUGGAAUGAGCGACGGAGAGGAGAUUUGUUAUAUGUCUUAUGACUAUCCCAGGCCUCCUUUUGUUGGGCAGGUUGUCUAUCGCAUUGAGUGAAUCACCUGACAUUGGCAAUCUGUCUACCGCAUUGUCUGAGCCUCAUCACGAUGCGUCCCUUUGUUUUAGCUGUGAUAAACUCCCUGUUUGGGUUGUCGGUUGCUAAGCGGUUGAUUGCCCCUACUGGUAUUCUGGCAGUUCUGAUGUCAGCAGUUUGUCUACUGCAUUUUGUGAAGAAAUUGUCGUCGGCAAUUUGUCUAUUCAAUUCUUUUGGGCGACCUGACGAUGCGCCCCUUUUGUUUCAGUGGCGAGAAACCCCCAAUUUGGUUGUCGGUUUGCUACCGUUUCCACACUUUAGAUUGUACAAGGCCAACCGUUGAAUCCGGUCACUGCACUCGUUACGUGCUUCUGCUAGGUUCUGUGGCACUGAAUUACUCGUUCCACUCGCUGGUCUGUCUGGUCGCUUGAUGGUCCAGAGCAGCAGCUUUAUAGGGUUUUGUUAUUGGAUCCUGGCAUUCAGGGCCCGCUAAUUGGGCCCACUCAGCACUUCGGCUGGUGGUUGGCGCAUCAUUUUUGUAGGGAUUGUCAGUCCCGUGGUCCCGUCAGCAUUUCUGCUGGUAGAUGGUUUAGAAUUAACUUACAUCUACAGACAGUUCCUUGAGCGGUUUUAUGUCAAUAAGGGGCUGUUUAGUAGAAAUGAAUCCAGGGGUCAGUA